GUAUUAAAUCUCAUUGACAUGGCUUCGUAGGACCAGGACCAUAAAGUCAGUCAGUAAGUACUUGGUUAUUGGGUUAACAGCAUCAACCACUUUUCUCCCUGAGUGAAUGUGUCACUGAUUCAACAAAUAACGCGAUGUACGUGCAAGAAGGAGAUCUCAAGUAUUUAUCUGGAUUCGGAUCUGAAUUCUCGAGCGAGGACCCACGUUGCCCAAAUUCACUUCCAAAAGGUCAAAAUAAUCCACAAAAAUGUCCCUAUAACUUGUACUCCGAGCAACUCUCGGGGACGGCUUUUACAGCACCACGGGAGUCAAACCGACGGAGUUGGUUGUACCGGAUUAGACCAUCAGUUCUCCACGUUCCGUUCAAGCCUCUGACCAGUGUUAAUUCUGACAAAAUCUUGGCAAAUUUUGCCACCCUUCCGGCCGAACCGAAUCAGAUGCGAUGGUUUCCAUUCGAAGCUCCAAAACCAGACGAUGGCUUAGAUUUUGUGUCUGGUCUCAAGACUGUUUGUGGCGCUGGAGACGUCAUAACGAGAAAUGGCGUCGGAAUUUAUGUGUAUGGAUGCAAUUUGUCGAUGGAAAAUUCUGCGUUCUACUCUGCUGAUGGAGAUUUCCUUAUUGUUCCUGAACUCGGAACUUUGAAAAUUACGACAGAGUUCGGAAAGAUGGUGGUAUCGCCAGGAGAAAUAUGCGUUAUCCAGCAAGGAAUGCGUUUUGCUGUUUGUGUCGAUGGACCAACACGUGGAUAUGCUCUCGAGGUUUUUGGAACUCACUUCGUUUUGCCAGUUUUAGGACCUAUCGGAGCAAAUGGACUCGCAAAUCCUCGGGAUUUCCUGCACCCUACAGCAUGCUAUGACGAUAAGGUCGGGGAAUACAAAAUUGUUGCAAAAUUCCAGGGAAAAUUGUUCUCCGCCGUGCAAAACCAUUGCCCAUUUGAUGUGGUCGCCUGGCACGGAAAUUAUACUCCCUACAAAUAUAACUUGACCUCCUUCAUGACCAUCAACACUGUUUCAUUUGAUCAUUGCGAUCCUUCAAUCUUCACCGUGCUGACAGCCCCAUCCGUAAAACCUGGGGUUGCUAUUGCAGAUUUUGUCAUAUUUCCUCCACGAUGGUCCGUUGCAGAACAUACCUUUCGUCCCCCGUACUAUCAUCGAAACUGCAUGUCAGAGUUCAUGGGACUUAUCAAAGGGUCGUAUGAAGCCAAAGAGGAAGGAUUUCGUCCUGGUGGUGCCACGCUUCAUCAGAUCAUGACCCCACAUGGCCCAGACGCCCAGUGUUUCGAGGGUGCGAGCAAUGCAAACCUGAGCCCUGUUCGAGUUGCAGACGGAACCAUGGCUUUCAUGUUUGAAUCGUCUUUCAACCUAGCAGUUCUUCCAUGGGCACUUGAAACUGCGAAUCGCGACCUGAAAUAUCACGAGUGCUGGGCUGGACUCAAGUCGCAUUUUAAUGAACAAGAACAAUGAAUCAAUGAAUGUACAUUUUGAAUAUACUUUAAAUGAAUAAAGUUGAAUUGACAUAUCUUCACGGGUGAACUGGUUUGAACCAGCUCUGGCUAACAAGAUUCAGAUAAUUCAGUUAAUCUUGUUGACACGAUACGUAAUUUUAAACAAAAUUUUAGUUUAACAUUAUAAUUUUCAAUGAUUUGAUGUUUUGAUUGCCUAUAAUGAUACAUUUUUGAGGUGACUCGCAGGAAUUAUUGUGCAAUGCAAUAAACACAAUCAAUGCCUUUAUAAUUAUAA
Folsomia candida is the source of this 1739-nucleotide messenger RNA. RefSeq names its product homogentisate 1,2-dioxygenase (gene hgo). Gene Ontology annotation, molecular function: homogentisate 1,2-dioxygenase activity. The coding region runs from base 135 to 1463 and encodes 442 amino acids. Gene Ontology annotation, cellular component: cytoplasm. The record is from RefSeq and is a predicted model, not a curated record. NCBI's taxonomy places the organism in Eukaryota, Metazoa, Arthropoda, Collembola, Entomobryomorpha, Isotomidae. The transcript is spliced from 15 exons. Gene Ontology annotation, biological process: L-phenylalanine catabolic process.